CACAAGGUGACUUGAACAACCUUUUGAUGGAAGAUGUCUGCCUCACUUUGGGACCUGGUUCAAUACCAGAGACUUUUGCUAAUGAUGCUUGUUCUGGGAAUUGGUGGAUCACUCCAGCUUGGCUUUCAAGGAUCUAUGAUCACCUAUACAUCUCUGCAUGUUAAAACAUUUAUCAAUGACACCUGGAUGGACUGCUCUGGCCUUCCUGUUCACCCUGAAACCCUCACUUUGCUGUGGUCCUUGAUUGUGUCUGCUUUUGGUUUCGGAGGAUUCCUGGGCUCCAUGGCCAGUGGACAGCUGACUGCAAAAUAUGGAAAAAAGAGAUGCCUCCUGGGAAACAAUGUGCUCAUGCUGGGUGGUGCCUUCUUUGUUGGUUUCAGCAAGAUGGCCAAGUCUUUUGAGCUGAUUCUGGUAGGACGCUUCCUGUAUGGCAUCAGUGCAG
Molecule: messenger RNA, 442 nt
Organism: Varanus komodoensis (Komodo dragon)
Lineage: Eukaryota; Metazoa; Chordata; Lepidosauria; Squamata; Varanidae
Product: solute carrier family 2, facilitated glucose transporter member 11-like
Exons: 4
Biological process (GO): monosaccharide transmembrane transport
Cellular component (GO): membrane
Molecular function (GO): hexose transmembrane transporter activity
Source: RefSeq, a predicted model, not a curated record